This is a messenger RNA of Capsella rubella, 1290 nucleotides long. Its product is annotated as KDEL-tailed cysteine endopeptidase CEP1. The transcript has 3 exons. Gene Ontology annotation, molecular function: cysteine-type endopeptidase activity. The record is from RefSeq and is a predicted model, not a curated record. Bases 56 to 1141 code for a protein of 361 amino acids. NCBI's taxonomy places the organism in Eukaryota, Viridiplantae, Streptophyta, Magnoliopsida, Brassicales, Brassicaceae. Gene Ontology annotation, cellular component: lysosome.
CACAAACUCAUUCUAAAUCAAAAGAACAUACCAAAAAGUACCAGAGAGACUAAAGAUGAAGCGAUUCAUUGUUCUUGCGCUUUGCAUGCUUAUGAUUCUUGAAACCACAAAAGGUUUAGAUUUCCAUGACAAAGAUGUUGAAUCAGAAGAUAGCUUGUGGGAGUUAUACGAACGGUGGAGGAGUCACCACACGGUUGCUAGGAGUCUUGAAGAGAAGGCUAAGAGGUUUAACGUAUUCAAGCACAACGUGAAGCACAUCCACGAGACUAACAAGAAGGACACAUCUUACAAGCUGAGGCUCAACAAGUUUGGUGACAUGACUAGUGAGGAAUUUAGGAGAACAUACGCUGGUUCAAACAUCAAACAUCAUAGGAUGUUUCAAGGCGAAAGACAAGCCACAAAGAGCUUCAUGUAUGCAAAUGUAAAUACUCUCCCAACCUCCGUUGACUGGAGAAAGAAUGGAGCCGUCACUCCUGUCAAAAACCAAGGCCAAUGCGGGAGUUGUUGGGCGUUUUCAACAGUUGUGGCUGUGGAAGGGAUCAACCAAAUAAGAACUCAAAAGCUAACAUCACUAUCAGAGCAAGAGCUUGUGGACUGCGAUACAAACCAGAACCAAGGGUGCAAUGGAGGUCUAAUGGACUUUGCUUUUGAGUUCAUCAAGGAGAAAGGAGGACUCACAAGCGAGCUAGUCUACCCUUACCAAGCUUCAGAUGAAACUUGUGACACAAAGAAAGAAAAUGCUCCGGUAGUUUCAAUCGAUGGACACGAAGAUGUUCCUAAGAACAGCGAGGAUGAUCUAAUGAAAGCUGUUGCUAAUCAGCCUGUCUCUGUUGCCAUUGAUGCUGGAGGCUCAGACUUUCAAUUCUACUCUGAGGGAGUGUUUACAGGGAAAUGUGGAACAGAGCUAAACCAUGGAGUUGCGGUCGUAGGCUAUGGAACAACAAUAGAAGGAACAAAGUAUUGGAUUGUGAAGAACUCAUGGGGAGAGGAAUGGGGAGAGAAAGGAUACAUAAGAAUGCAAAGAGGGGUAAGUGAUAAAGAAGGACUCUGUGGCAUUGCAAUGGAAGCUUCUUACCCUCUCAAGAACUCCAACACUAAUCCUUCUGGACUCUCCUCGGACUCGCUUAAAGAUGAACUCUAAAUACUCCUUAAUCUUUAUGUUAUAAAGAAAAACAAUAAGUUUGAUCAUUAUUUGCUUUUUUUUUAUAUUUCUUUAAUCUAUAGCAUAUUAUGUAUGAAAUUGAUAAGAAGCUUUUGAAUUCAUCAAUGAUUAAUUGGUUUGUUACGUUA